Molecule: messenger RNA, 1197 nt
Organism: Prorocentrum cordatum
Lineage: Eukaryota; Dinophyceae; Prorocentrales; Prorocentraceae
Source: the annotation of a GenBank genome assembly
GCCUCAGGAUUGGGUUUCUUGUGGAAGGUUUCUGGAGGACUGUCCUCCUCUGUAUCCAUGAUGUCGCGUAUCCACGGGGUCGCGUCCUGGAAUCCAGACCGCGAAGGCUUGGAUACGGAUAUGCUCACCGUUCGUGGCGGGUCUUGGAGCCACACGGGGCCGAGCCAGCUUCACCUCCCUCCGCUGACCUGGGUCUGGAAGCUGCUAUGCGGCGGCUGGGGCUUGCGACGUGUCCCUGGCGUUGGCCUUUGUUAGAGCUUGCCCGACGGGCCCACAGAGAGUUUUCCCAUCGCCGGCCUGCGCGCUUAUUGGAUUUGGUACCCCGUCGGCCCCCUUAAAGAUGCGCACGGAAGGCCACUCCUGCCUAGGGCCACUCUUGCGUGAGGCCGCGGAGGGCACGACGACCAGCACCGCCGCAGCAGAAGCCCGCAUCAGCGCAGGAUGACCGAGAGGGACAUGGAUCACAUGUCCAGGGCGUUCAGCCGCGUACUCCGGUACGACGCGGCCAAGAUGGGCCUGGCUGUCGAGGACGGCGGCUUCGUUCGCGUCCUGCAGUUGCUGGAGCACUUCGAGAAUUACACGUUUCAGGACGUGCGCAAUCUCGUGAGUUGGAGCGUCCACGGCAGGGACGGGGCACGCUUCGAGCUCCGGGAGACUCCAUCUGGCCACCUCAUCCGAAGUACCAGGGGCCACACAGAUGUGCGUAGGGCAUCAAGCAGGCCAUCGAGCGCUCACAUGUCGGACGAAGACAUGCCAGCCAGGCGGCACCAAGACCUGCCAAGGCGGGAGCGGAGCCUACGACGAGCACCGUGGCGGCGCGAAUCGAACGGCGAGCCUUUCUCAUUGAGUCUGUCGAAGGGAAUGGCAAAGCUCCUGAGACACACUGACCACGAAGACAUGUCCCCAAACGGUUGGCUGGCUAUGCGGACCUUGAUCCAGAUGUUGUCCCACGGCCGCACACCAGUCACAGCGGAGGACAUUCGGCGCGUCGCAGAGUUCAACAAGUACAGCGAGGACCGCCCCCGGUACGAGGUGCACGUGGCCGGGCGGGACGAGUGGGUGAGGGCCGUGCGCGGGCACACCGUGCUCUGACGCCCGUGGAGCGGCGCUGCGGGGCCGCGCGGGCGCCGCGCGCGCCCGCGGCUGCGGUGCUGCGCGCACCGCGCCCCGUCGGCCUCCGUGGACGGCUCGGGGGCC